This is a messenger RNA of Polyodon spathula (Mississippi paddlefish), 1939 nucleotides long. RefSeq names its product haloacid dehalogenase-like hydrolase domain containing 3 (gene hdhd3). The record is from RefSeq and is a predicted model, not a curated record. The transcript has 3 exons. Lineage: Eukaryota; Metazoa; Chordata; Actinopteri; Acipenseriformes; Polyodontidae. Bases 316 to 1032 code for a protein of 238 amino acids.
UGAAGGACCGGCCUGUACUGGAGAGUGGUCUCUUUGUACGUUUCUAUCCGUCCCAUCUGUGAAGUGAAGUUUAGAAACGCGGGGAUUUCAAUGGUUUUUAAGUAAUCUCGCGAAAAGAAACAGAUGAAAAAGUAUAAAUAGUUUUAUUUAUAGUUUUAUUAAAUAAUUUAGCGACAUUGUGUUGAUAAUACCAGAAGCCAAGAAUCCAAUCCAAAAUCUCCGGACCCCGCUUCCGCCCACCACAAACUAUAUAUUAUUGCAAACCAUGUUUAAAAUAUAGUGAAGCUUUUUCCUCAAAAUUAGUGUCUGGGAGCGAUGCGGCUCCGCUGGCUCACCUGGGAUGUGACAGACACGCUGCUCCGGGUGCGGAGCUCAGUCGGGGAGCAGUACUGCAGGGAGGCGCGGAGCCUGGGGCUGCAGCUGGAACCCGAGUCCGUGGAGAGAGCCUUCAGACUGGCCUACAAGAGCCAGCACCAGCGCUUCCCCAACUACGGGCUGAGCCAGGGGCUGUCCUCGCGGGAGUGGUGGCAGCACGUGGUGCAGGAGACCUUCUCCCUGUGCGGGGUGCAGGGCGAGCGGGCGCUGGAGCCCCUGGCAGAGAGGCUGUACCGGGGCUUCAGCGGCGCACACAACUGGGAGGCAUUCCCCGACGUGGAGCGGGCGCUAGAGCAGUGCAGGCGACUGGGGCUCCGCAUGGGGGUCGUGUCCAACUUCGACCAGCGGCUGGAGCAGGUGCUGGACAGCUGCGGCUUGAGGAAGCACUUCGACUUCGUGGUGACAUCGGAGAGCGCCGGCGUGGCCAAGCCGGACGGCAGGAUCUUCCGGGAGGCGCUCAGGCUGAGCGGGCUGACGGAGCCCAGCCGGGCAGCCCACAUCGGGGAUGAUUACUGGAACGACUACAGGGCUGCCCGUGAGCAGGGGAUGCAGAGCUACCUGCUGCAGAGGAAAGGGGCAGAGAGGGGGGUGGACUGGGGGGUGCCUCCCGAGCACAGGCUCUCCUCGCUGGACAAGCUGCCCGCCCUCCUCUCAUAGAGACCGGGGAGCGGGCUCGAGUCUCGGCCUGCAUGCAUCGGGAGGGGAAAGCUGCUCCAGUUUAACUGUCUUUUCAUUAAAACCAGACCAGAAAAUAUAUCUCAUCGUCGUUGUAUUGGUUUACUGUUUGUGGGUGUUUAAAAAUAAAUAAAUCAAAGGUUUCUGACACAACACCAAGUGCCUUUUCACUUAUGUUUAGUUUUUAAAUGAACCGAACUGAGUUCACUUGAAAACGAACUCCGGAGGAAGAGAGCUCGGCUCUGGUUGGAUUCGCAGGCUGCGCGCCCCUCAGUGCAAGAGAACGAGUCACUUCAGCAGGACUGGCUGCGCUUCACACUGAAGCAAACUCGCUGCUUUUACCAAACGGACCGGACCGCAGCUCUGGAGAAGGACUCGGUUUGGUUCUGUUUAAACACACUGUGAAAGGGACGGUUCUUUUGGAGCGUUCACAUGGGCUUCCAAAACAAACUGAACCACACUCAAUUAGAUAAACUGAGCCCGAACACUUGGGAUCUGAACCUGAGCCUCACUGCUGGAGUCACAAGAGCCUGUGCAAGAGCAGAACCCGCACAGUGAUGCCGGAGCCGUUGAACUGCGAUUUCUACAGCAAACAGCAGGAGGUAGUGCUGCCAGUCAGCUGUGCUAGUCCUGCUUCAUAUGCAGUGUGGUGGGUUUGCUGUGUUCUGCACAGCGGUAUCAGUCAUGUGUGAGUAUCCUGUUCUAAAUAAAAACCGAGCUGGAAAAGGAGUGUCAGCUGUGAGCAUCACCAUCCUCAGCUGUGAGUCACCUGAUCAUUGUUCUGCCAUGAUCCCAGCAAAGAACACUUCCACAAGCACAGCGCGGGACCAGCGCAGAACACUUCCACAAGCACAGCACGGGACCAGCGCAGAACACUUCCACAAGCACA